CCUAUAAUGCCUUGCGCACUCGCCACGUCCGCAGCAGCCAUCGGCACUUUUGCAUGAGUUCUUCGAGGUAGCGGAGAGAGUAAACUUGCAAAAUGAAUAUCUUUCGGCUCAUCGGGGAUAUGUCCCAUCUCUUGGCAAUAGUUUUACUGUUGCUGAAGAUGUGGAAAACGCGAUCUUGUGCAGGUAUUUCUGGCAAGAGUCAGAUCCUGUUUGCCUUGGUGUUUGCCACCCGCUACCUGGACCUUUUCACUGCUUUCAUUUCGGCAUACAACUCUACCAUGAAGCUGUUCUUCAUCUCCACAUCCUUGGUCACGGUUUACCUCAUGUACUUCAAAUUCCGUGCCACGUAUGACGCAAACCACGACACCUUCCGCCUCGAGUUCUUGGUUGUGCCCGUUGGUGGCCUGGCUUUCCUGGUGAAUCACAACUUCAGUCCCCUCGAGAUCCUGUGGACAUUCUCCAUCUAUUUGGAAUCCGUGGCCAUCUUACCUCAGUUGUUCAUGAUGAGCAAGACCGGAGAGGCUGAGACUAUCACGUCUCACUACUUGUUUGCUUUGGGAUCGUACAGGGCUCUGUACAUCUUGAACUGGGUCUUCCGCUAUUACUUUGAGGGAUUCUUUGAUUUGAUAGCUGUCGUUGCUGGCUGUGUUCAGACAAUUCUCUACUGUGACUUCUUCUACUUGUACAUCACAAAAGUUUUGAAAGGAAAGAAGCUCAGCUUACCGGCAUAGAAGUCGUCUAGAGGUAUGAAUCUGCUGCCAUUCGCUCCACCAAAUGUGCAGACAAGUUUGGUUGCCAACACGCGAAGAUCAUGGGUGUUGUCUUUAUUUGGAUUUGAAAAAAUGUUCUUUGCAAAACCCUUAUUUUUUAGUCAUAAAAAAAGUUUUCAUUAAAUGCCAAGCGCUGUCAACGUUUGAAUGAGGUAAAUAGAAGUUUUAUCAUCUGCUGCGCUAUCGGCAUUGCAUGUUGUAUUAUUGGAAAUUGUCAGUUGUUUCAGAUAAUGUUACAGUCUGACAAUUGUCUUCUAGCAGUAUGGUUGUAUUUGUUUUUGUUCAUUUGUUUGUUUGUUCUGUUUGGAUUUAAUCAUGAUAUAUAUAUAUGUUUCUUCUGUCCUCUCUUCUUUAUUACAUUUCUUCAUCACGUGUCAUUUAAAAUUUUGGAGACGAGGAAAACUGUUUGCUUGUAUGGGAGGUUUUGAAUGUAUUUUCUCUCAUAAUGUAGCUGUACUUAUUUUAAAUUCAGAUUGUGACAAAAGCAACAUGCUCCAAGGUUUUUGAAAUAGUGGCACUGUUAGAAAUAAAGGUCAUGUUUACAUAUCAGCAGUUUCUUUAAUUGUUAUUUUGAAAAGUAUGUUACUUUUGGGGCAUGAAAACAUUUUGAGUUAUGUUUGUGAGGCAAUGUUUUAUUGAUUGAUUUGUCUCCAUGGAACUCGCUUAGAUCGGCAAGAAAUUGUUUUAUUUUAAAAAACUAGUCUUAAUGUCUGAGAAAUGCAGUUCCUUUUGUGUGGCAUGUUGCUUUGUAAAACUGACGUAGAAUGCUUGCUCUUUUUUUUUUUAGUGACUUCUCAUUGAUUUGCUUCUCCUCCAUCUGAGGUCAUUGUUGUGUGCCAGGUGUUUUCUUGGAUAUGAAUUCAGAAAGCAGAGAAUGCACUGUUUGCAUGGUGAGACUUUUUAACUUGAGAUUCAGUGAAUGAUAAUGGGGAGUGUUGUUUGUACAUUAUUUUUUUCAACUUUUAAUUUCGGGGAGCUCGUGUGUUUGGGGUACGGCACUCUUAAAAACUGGGUCUUACUUGGAAAUUAAUGAAGUCAGUCGGUGGACAUGUCUGGAUGACUUUUCACUGAACAAUACUGACCGUAACUUGCCUGUCAUAAACAUGGAAAUCUGGAAAUAUGACUACCGUGUGCAUUGCAAGAUCAUUGUUCGUUUGUCGUGGGAUUUUAAAGUACUUUUUUCUUCUUUUUAAAUGUUUUUUGUGUCUGGAUUAAUUUUCAGUGUCUGUUCUCUUUUGUAGGGUUAAUUCAUUUUGUUUACGGUGUGAGUUUGCAUUAGUUCUUUUCGCAUUUAUUAAAAUUUCAUACUGUACAGGUUCAUUGACUAGGGCUAUCAGUACUUUAUCAUUAACAUUCUUUUUUUCUAUGUUUGGCUGUACACUAGUUUCUAACACUUUUUAAAAUAUGAGUUUUGACAACAGUUGUGAGUUGUAGUCUCAUCUUCAAUUCCCCCCCCCCCCCCCCCCCCCCCCAACUCUUCUUAUCCAUUUUACUGCUGUUUUUUUUUCCCGCAUUUUUGUUCGGAGGCCCUUUCAUCAUGGUUCUGGUGCAUUUUAUUUUAUUUUUACAAUCUCAUUGCCAGAAUUAUCAUUGAGCUCUUCUGGAUGAAGAGUGCAAUGAAAAAUUUAGGGCAUGGACACUCGAAUUGCACGUUCAAAAGACUUAUACACAGGAAUGGAGGAUGCUGACAUUGAUACUAUUACUUGGCCCUUCUAAGUUGGGGCAUUUAUCUUUUAGUGCAUCAGUCCCUUCCCUGUCAACACAGAGUGCUAAAACAGUCCUUUUAAAAAUACAGGUCUUUGUACGCCUACUGUACAUAGUGAGAGUGUGCAUGAGAAAAAGUUGUGUCAUUGUUAGGCAAAUGUCAUUUAACUGAACAAGUGCAUCGUGCAUGCGUGUGUGAGUAUGGAAAGACUGCUUGUGUUCAUUAUAUGGCUGAUCAUCUGCAACUGAGGUUUUAUCAUCAUACUCGUGAGGAUAGAUGUUUGAUACAGAAAUUGUUAUUUGCAAAUAAUGUAUGAUUAAACCAUUCAAUAUUUAAAGACAAAGAAUAGUUUUCAUUUACUGAUUUGAAAAAAAAACAACCCAACCCAACCCACCUUUAGUAAGCGGACCUAACAGCUUUGAUUUGGUAAUGGUGUAGGACUUUGAAUCAUCAGUAUCUAUUUUUAAGUAAUUUAAUUUCAUUCAGUGCACAGUCAAGGUCCUUUGGGUCUGCAUCAUUUUAUCGCCUAACUGAGAAAUACCGUGUGCAAGGGCUGCAAACCAGAAAUGUAAAAACAUUUUGGUUUCUGUGACAAAGAUUGUAAUAGCUAACUGUGGAACAAAAGAACAAAUGUGAAUCCUAGUCUAUGCAAAGUAUGAACUCCCUUUAAAUUUUAGUUGUUGUACUCGGGAAAGUUAAUUCAUUGGGAAAUUAAUGGACAGUCACAAGCCUAAAACCUGAUAUUAAGCAUGAUAAAUGCUCAAUUUUUAAAAAGAAUACAUUUUUCUUUUAUAGCAUCAGUAACCUGGGACCAUAAAAGUUGUUUUUUUCUUUUCAUCAGAAGCAUAAGUCAAUCAUCUCAAACUUUAUAAUGGCAGGGUCUUGUAUUUCCGCUUCCUUUGUACAUUGCUAAACGGAACCAAAGAAAUGCAGUAUAAGUAUAAUCGGAUUACCGAUGAAACACUUGAUGACAUUGUCAGUUUGUUCUCACUCUGUUCGCUGUGAUAACAGAUCAGAGCACAGGCAAAAUCUUAUUAAAAGAGAUGACUUGCUAACAGCACGUGCAUGCUCUCGUAUUGCAAAAAGGUCUUGAUUAACACGGAGUCUUGUGUGCAUUAUGUAACUCCGGUUCGCUAUGCAAGCAAGGUGGGUUCGUUGUAAUCAUUGACGACUUCUUGACGAAGUGAGGCUGGAGUGGAGCAGAAGUUGCCAGCAAACACUUUGUGAAUACCGUCUCAUGUCUUGUGCUGACAUUGCGGUCAUUCAUGUGUCUGCCUGGAUUUGUGAAUCAGUGACUGGAUCAAGUGAAUUGUAAAUUUUACUUCCUUUAACAAAGAUUUAUGACACUUUGGUUUUUGUUUGAAAUUUCUCACGCUAAACUUUUAAACUCGUGUGUAAGUCAAUCAAGCCAAAAUCGUCAAACGCAAAGCAAAGUUCUGCAUGUUAACAGCAUGAACUGAGACUGAUGAAACUUUAUUAGAUUGACUUCCUCUGCUUCCUGGGAAAUUCUUUGGUGAUGGUUGAUAGAUGCAUGCAAUAACUUUCUGUGAAAGAACUACAAGCUUUAUCAUAGUGUGCUGCUCCGCUCCUCUUCCCCUUUUCUCACUUUUCUCAGAAUUUAUUUUUACCUUAUUUUUGCCGCACUAACGAUUACGUUGCAUUUAAAGGGCUUUUUUAAGCAUCACCUAGUGAUUUAGGUGAGGGUCAUUGAGGUAUUUGUUGGCUUUUUUUUUGGUAAAAGGUGUGAUAACUUUAUGUGUGAUUGGGGGACAACAGGACCACGCUUUUGUGAAAAUAUUGGAAGCAGUCUUUUACUGAAAGAACACAGUGCAACUUUUGUCUUGUUCAUGUAAAAUAAAAGUGAAUAUGUCUACAA
This is a messenger RNA of Aplysia californica (California sea hare), 4351 nucleotides long. Its product is annotated as ER lumen protein-retaining receptor 2. Bases 93 to 731 code for a protein of 212 amino acids. Lineage: Eukaryota; Metazoa; Mollusca; Gastropoda; Aplysiida; Aplysiidae. The transcript has 5 exons. Gene Ontology annotation, molecular function: ER lumen protein retrieval receptor activity. The record is from RefSeq and is a predicted model, not a curated record. Gene Ontology annotation, cellular component: membrane; endoplasmic reticulum; cis-Golgi network. Gene Ontology annotation, biological process: protein retention in ER lumen; endoplasmic reticulum to Golgi vesicle-mediated transport.